Messenger RNA from Protopolystoma xenopodis, 408 nucleotides. Lineage: Eukaryota; Metazoa; Platyhelminthes; Monogenea; Polystomatidea; Polystomatidae. The record is from the annotation of a GenBank genome assembly.
AUGGCGAUACUCACUGACGAUGCCGGCGAAACGUUUGGGAAAGUACCAUGUCUACGGUUCAACUUUGGAAAUGAUCAUGCGGACAAUGGACCCCGGACUAGAUUUUACAACACUUCACAAGCCUGCCGACGCUACACGAGGAGGUUGAAAAACUGGAUUGCUCGGGAGUCUAGCCUCAAAUGCGGUAACUCCAUCGGAUAUGGUUUUCUCACCGUGACUUUGAUCAAUCUUUGCGCUUGUUUUGGACUAGUAUUUUUAUCUCUGCAAGGUCUUCGCUACUAUGAUCUGUUUCUCUCCGUCAUGGUGGCCGUUGCCAUCGGAGCUCUUGUUUCCAGUGCUCUGAUUGUUCUAAUCCCUGAAUGCCUUCAUUUUGAUUUGUCACACUGCUCCGUUCGAGUUGAGCUUUAA